Pseudoliparis swirei is the source of this 3793-nucleotide messenger RNA. It is a transcript of the gene mtf2, whose product is annotated as metal response element binding transcription factor 2. NCBI's taxonomy places the organism in Eukaryota, Metazoa, Chordata, Actinopteri, Perciformes, Liparidae. The record is from RefSeq and is a predicted model, not a curated record. The transcript is spliced from 15 exons. Gene Ontology annotation, biological process: regulation of DNA-templated transcription; chromatin organization. Gene Ontology annotation, cellular component: nucleus. Gene Ontology annotation, molecular function: chromatin binding; DNA binding. Bases 281 to 2107 code for a protein of 608 amino acids.
UUCCUGUGUGUGGGGGGUGGGGGGUCCGACGGUCAGCGACCUCUCCGGAGUUAAAGCUUUACAUGUGCGGCGUUCAUGCUAACAAUCGAGCCUGGCUGCUCGCUAUUUAUUUUAUAACCAGACAUUCAGAAUACAACGCGUUCUCAAACUGGUCCUUUGUCGUCUCUAGUGGCUCGCAUGGAUCAUGUUCACUCAGUAUCUGAACAAAGGGAAUCUUUGACUGUGGCCAAAGGGAAAUGGAAAAUAUCAAUCUUAAAACCGCCAACGUUAACUUUUAUUGAUGAAUAAUUUUUGCAGCAGAAGAGACUCUGGGGUUGUAGAUCACCUGUCUGUCCAUCAGAGAGCUCUCCCCCAGCGGCAGCAGCAGGCUGUGUCCUUGUCCACCACAAGCCUUUCUGCUCGGGGAGAGGAUGGAGAGGACGACAUGUCUGACAGGUUCACAGAAGGACAGGACGUCUUGGCCCGCUGGUCAGAUGGCUUGUUCUACUUGGGGACAAUCACCAAGAUAAAUCGGGACAAGGAGCGAUGCUUUGUAGUUUUUGAGGAUCGGUCAAAGUCUUGGGUUUUGUGGAAGGAUAUCCAGACAGGGGAUGAAGAUGAUGAGGAGAACGCUGAUGAGGAUGACGACAUUGUGUGCUCUAUAUGCCAGGAUGAAACUUCAGAUGAACCCAAUGAAAUAGUCAUUUGUGACAAGUGUGGACAAGGCUACCAUCAGCUGUGCCACUCCCCCAUCAUCGGCGCCUCUGUCAUUGACUCGGAUGACAAGUGGCUCUGCUCAGAUUGUGAGCUCGCUUCUAUACCUAAGAGGGGGGCUGCACACAUGAGGGGAGAGCCUGCUGCAGGCUUUCUGCAGCAACCGGAGGAUAGAGAGCUGCACCUGUCUCUCCCAUAUGCUCUGGACGAGCUGGUUUGGGACCAGGGCCACAAGACUAACACCCAGCGGUGCUACUGCUACUGUAAAGGUCCGGGAGAUUGGUACCUGAAGAUGCUGCAGUGUAACGGGUGUCUGCAGUGGUUCCAUGAGGCGUGUCUCCAUUGCUUACAAAUGCCGAUGCUCUACGGAGACAGGUUUUAUCUGUUUAUUUGUUCUGUUUGCAAUGGUGGACCAGAGUACCUCAGCAGACUGCCUCUCACAUGGGAGAAUGUCACACACCUGAGCCUCUACAACUUGAGUGUGAUUCACAAGAAGAAGUACUUUGACUCUGAGAUGCACCUGAUGUCUUACAUCAAUGAUAACUGGGAGCUUCUGCAGCUGGGGAAGCUCACUAACUCUCCCAGGUCAAAGCGAUAUGCAAGUGUUCUGGAGGCAUUAAACAACAACAGGAGCAUCUUCAAGUCUGGGAAGGAGAUUAAGAAAAAGAAGCACUUGUUUGGGUUGAGGAUCCGUUUCCCUCCUGCUCCCCCCAACUCUGAUGAGACAACCGGCAGAGUGAUGGAGAGGGCUUCACAUGAGAUCCCCUUCACACAGAACCGGUCUGGCAUGAGGUCUUUAACCAAUGGCACCGAUAAGAAAAAGAGGAAGCAAGGAGCACAUUCUCUGGAGACUCUGGCUAAACCACAACGUAGUGAACUCUUAUCCCAGGACAUAAAGCCUCUGCCUCUAGAACCCAACACAUUGGAUCUAUUAACCUCCAUCAAGACUGAGAGGUCUCUGCUGUCGACUUCAGAUGUGGAAUCCAUAGGAGCUCCGAGCACCACAGAAACUACCUCAACUAGCAUUUCAAGACCGUCCAGCUGUAGCUCCAGCAAGACGCGACCGACAGCCUGCAUCAUGCCCGUUUCCGCUCCACCCUUAAAGAGGAAACGUGGGCGGCCACGAAGGGUCCUGCAGCCCCCCAACCUAGAGGUCCCGCCUCCUAGCCAUGCAGACCCAAACCCUUCUGCUACGGAGAUGAUGAGCCCACUCCCAGGGCUUCACUCCACAGAUAUAGUUCAUGGCAUGGACCCCAACAGCCAGCUCUCCCACCUCAAGAGCUCCAUCAGCAGCUACUUCGGAGCAGCAGGGCGACUGGCUUGUGGAGAAAAGUACAAAGUCCUGGCACGACGGGUCACCCUUGAUGGCAAGGUGCAGUACCUGGUGGAGUGGGAGGGAGUCACUGCCUCCUAGACUGUCAGUGACGUCAUCACUUCUAACUUUUUACCAGGGCCUGCAAGAGGUUUCUGGCUGUGCUAAGGACAAAUGGUCACAGCCUGUAUUCAGAACGUUAGUUGAUAUAUGCCAUUGUUAGUUUAGACGAGAGCCAAGUUUUCCUGUGAAGCUUACUGCAAAGCCUACUGGUUCAGUGCACAUUUAUACAUGUAUUUUCCUGAUGUGUUAUAAAGAUUGCAAUUAUUUGAUCAAGACGAGGCAUUGUUAUUAUACCACACCAUAUUUGUGUUCUGCUUUUAACUUUCAUUAUUUGCUUUGAAUGUUUUCAGCAACCUUGUUUAUUCAGGCCAUGUAACUGAUCAGUGCACUGCAUCUGUAGGCUUACAGUGAAUCAUUAUCGUACUUAUUUUUAAUCCAUGUAUGUGCUUUUCAUUUCCUGACCAGUUAAGUAUUUUUUUUUUGGACAAUGUGGUUUGUCGUGCAUUAAAAGGUAAAUCUUAGAAGAUAAGAGGGAGGGACAUGUUAAACAAAUGUUCAUUAAUUUUACUGCUGCAAUGGAUGGCCAAUUACAAGUUUUGUUACAGUUAUUUUCUUACCAAUUUGGUAAAUGUAUAUCUAUUUACAAAUGCCCUCUCAGUACAUAUUGGUCCCUUUCGCAGAGAUAUCCUUCUGUGGAACUCGAGACGAGAGAUUCUUUUGUUUUACAAAAAAUUAUACUGCAUUUUAUAAUGACCUUUUCAACUAGUCCGUUCUCAAAAGUAUUUUUUUCUGUUCAGCGUGUUCUUUCUUUUGUUAUUGUUUUAAACAUUUUAUUUGGAAUUGAUUAAAAUUACUUAACUUUUGAUUGGAAUCUUUAAGGACCUAUUUUAUUUUUAUUUUGUCUGAUAGUUAUACAAAAGAAAUAAAGUGCUGCAUAAAAUGAAUGCUGAUUAUCCAGUUUCCAUACUUAAGAGUUCAGAAGUGUUUUACUUUCUUGUGCUGCCUAUGCAAGUUAGUCCUUGAUAACAGUGUUGUUCAGUCAUAUAAUGAACCAUACGGCUUGAUUAAGGGGUGCAUCAGCAUUCUGAUUUUUUAUUUUAUUUUAUUGUGUGACCGGUGCAAAAUGUACUUGAACUUUUGCUUCUACACUAAGUUCACCUUGUAGUGUACACACUCAGGAUAUGUCCAUACGGUUCACUGUAUUGCAUACGCCUGCAUUUGCAGCUUGGCAGGAGGUUUAGACAUGUUCUUCAUUCGGUGUUGUUGGUCAGUAUUUUUCUAUUGGGUCCUUCAUUUUACUUUGAACCAUAUGUACGCUUUAUUUUUAUGAGCAAAAAUAAUUUUAGUUAAUUUUUACUGCGCCACUUUCUGGUUUAAUUUGAGUCAGAAAAAGUCACUGGAAAACUAAUACGCUGUAUGUCAUUGCAUGAGGUAAAUAUUCAUUUAGUUUGUCUGUCUCUGAGGUUUUCUGUUUGUUGUUGUUGAAAUGGACAUAGCUUUGUGACAUUGAUACCUCUUCAUUGUACGGAUGUAGUCGGUGUGUGUAAAGCUCGUCUCCAUGUUGUUCCCACUGGCUUCCAGCAGGCUUCUGUAGCCAAAGAACAGACGUGAACGUCUACUUCGUCUCUUGAGAUUCACAUUACAUUUCUAUACAUUAUUACAUGGGUUGACGUGAUACUUCUGAACCUGUUUAGUUAAAGGAUCAAUAAAAGCCGAUAUUUUGAA